GCUUCUUUCACGACAAUGGCCUCCGGCAGUCAGCAGUUCCCUCCUCAGACCCAAGAGCGCCAACCCGGCAAAGAACACGCCAUGGAAGCUGUACCUCGGGCCACCAGCGAAGAAUACAAGCCGGCUAACAAGCUUCAAGGUAAGGUAGCGCUUGUGACCGGAGGGGACUCCGGUAUAGGUCGGGCGGUGUGCUACUGCUUCGCACUGGAGGGUGCGACGGUGGCAUUUACGUAUGUCAAGUCUCAGGAGGAUAAGGAUGCGAAUGACACCCUCCAGAUGCUGAGGCAGAACAAAAGGAGCAAUGCGAAAGAUCCCAUUGCAAUCCCAGCUGACCUUGGCUACGAGGAGAACUGCAGGAAGGUGGUGGAGGAAGUGAUGAACACGUAUGGCUGCAUCGAUAUCCUGGUGAACAAUGAUGCGGAGCAGUACGUGCGCCCGUUGAUCACCGAGAUCACUGAGCAGCAGCUGGAGAGAGUCUUCAGAACCAACAUCUUCUCCUACUUCUUCGUGUCCAAGUUCGUGGUGAAGUACAUGAAGGCCGGAAGUAGCAUCAUCAACACCACGUGGGUGAACGCCUACAAGGGUAACGCCAAGCUACUGGACUACACGUCCACCAAGGGCGCGAUCGUGGCCUUCACCAGGGCGCUAGCCCUGCAACUGGUGGAGCGGGGGAUCCGCGUCAACGGCGUGGCGCCGGGCCCGGUGUGGACGCCGCUGAUACCGGCCUCCUUCCCCCAAGAACAGGUGGCCAACUUUGGGAAGCAAGUCCCGAUGGGGAGAGCCGGGCAACCCAUCGAGAUCGCCCCCUCGUUCGUCUUCCUUGCAGCUACUCCAGACUCGUGGCCUUGGAUUUCUUACUCCUCGUUGGCUUCUCUCUUGUUGUGUGCAGGCGGAACUGUAGUGAAUGGUUGA
This is a messenger RNA of Musa acuminata subsp. malaccensis (wild Malaysian banana), 912 nucleotides long. RefSeq names its product glucose and ribitol dehydrogenase-like. The record is from RefSeq and is a predicted model, not a curated record. NCBI's taxonomy places the organism in Eukaryota, Viridiplantae, Streptophyta, Magnoliopsida, Zingiberales, Musaceae. Gene Ontology annotation, molecular function: oxidoreductase activity.